This is a messenger RNA of Punica granatum (pomegranate), 2028 nucleotides long. The record is from RefSeq and is a predicted model, not a curated record. NCBI's taxonomy places the organism in Eukaryota, Viridiplantae, Streptophyta, Magnoliopsida, Myrtales, Lythraceae.
AGACACAGAGGUAAGAGAAGGAGAGGGAGUCUAGAGAGAGAAUCUAGAGAGAGAGAGGCUUUUAGAUUGGGAAGACUUUUUAGAGAGAGAAAAUCUGCUCAAUGUAAAGUGUAUGAUCUGAAGUGAUAGAGAGAGAGAGAGAAAGACAUAGACAGGGAGAGAUCUGGGGAAGGACAUGGUUUUGAGUUUUAGCUGAGUUUCUGCGCUGAAGCUUCAAUCUUUGGGUCUCAAUUGUGUCAACCGCUCUAAUAUUAGUGAAGUUUUUUAUUAUAGUUUGUGGCAAUUAUUCGGCUGAAGCGUUAUCAAGUUCAUACGAGCUCGUUAAAGGAUGCUUUGAUCUGGCACAUCUAUCAGUGGACUGGCGUAAAUGUCGUUCAGAAGUAUUGUUCGUGACGUGAGGGACGGGUUUGGAAGCUUAUCUAGGCGGAGUUUUGAUGUGAGGUUGCUGGGCCAUCACCGAGGAAAAUCACAUGGUUCAGUGCAUGAAUUACAUGAUCCUCCCCCUGUGAUACAGAAUAGUCGGUGGGCCAGUUUACCACCUGAGCUUCUACAUGACGUGAUCAAGAGAUUAGAAGCAAGUGAGAGCACGUGGCCCGCUCGCAAACAUGUCGUUGCGUGUGCUGCUGUUUGUCAUUCAUGGAGGGAAAUGUGCAAAGAAAUUGUCAAAAAUCCUGAAAUAUCUGGGAAGAUCACUUUUCCUGUUUCACUGAAGCAGCCGGGGCCUCGGGAUGGAACCAUUCAAUGUUUUAUUAAGAGAGACAAAUCUAAUUUAACUUACCACCUCUUCCUUUGCCUUAGUCCUGUUUUACUUGUUGAAAAUGGAAAGUUUCUUCUCUCUGCAAAACGGACGCGAAGAACUACCUAUACGGAGUAUGUCAUCUCCAUGGAUGCAGAUAAUAUAUCAAGAUCAAGUAGUACUUACAUCGGAAAACUGAGGUCGAAUUUCCUUGGUACCAAAUUCAUAAUCUAUGACACACAGCCUCCAUACAACAAUACCCAGCUGUCUCCACCGGGGCGGAGUCGAAGGUUCUACUCUAAGAAAGUUUCACCCAAGGUCCCCACUGGGAGCUACAACAUUGCCCAGGUCACCUAUGAGCUGAAUGUGCUGGGCACGCGGGGCCCUCGUAGAAUGCACUGUGUGAUGCACUCAAUCCCUACUUCGGCCCUUGAGCCCGGUGGGACAGUGCCAGGGCAACCCGAGCUCCUCCCCCGCUCUCUUGAGGACUCGUUCCGGAGCAUCUCCUUCUCCAAGUUCAUUGACUCCUCGACUGAGUUCAGCUCCUCACGGUUCUCGGACAUUGCAGGACCCACCCGAGGGGCAGAGGGGGAGGAAGGAGAGGAUGGUGGGAAGGAACGCCCUCUAGUCCUCAGGAACAAGGCACCGAGGUGGCAUGAACAGUUGCAGUGCUGGUGCCUCAACUUCCGGGGAAGAGUCACGGUAGCAUCCGUGAAGAACUUCCAGCUGAUAGCGGCAAACCAGCCGGCCGCUGGCGCCCCAACCCCAACCCCAAGCCAGCCUGCACCAUCCGAUCAUGACAAGAUCAUACUCCAGUUCGGGAAGGUCGGGAAGGACAUGUUCACAAUGGACUACCGGUAUCCUCUGUCCGCUUUCCAGGCAUUCGCGAUCUGCCUCAGCAGCUUCGACACCAAAUUGGCUUGUGAAUAGAAGAAAGGUCUCGGGAAGAAAAGGGUAGGGGAAACUGUUUUCUCGUAAAUGCGAGAAGCACUAAGGGGGAGGAGGAGGAAGGAAGUAGUGUAUGGAGAUUCAGUCACCACCUGUAUUAAGUCGUAUAGAGUCGGAACUCCGAAGCGCAGCUGUUUGGUAAUUGCUAAGUAAGCCCUCUAUCGAUUUCUUUCUUCCGGCUCUCUUUCUCCCUUCCCCCCUUUUCUGGUCUUAAUCGUCAGGCCGAGUCUGAUUGAAUGGACAUUGGUGUAGUUUUAUCUGUGGUGUUAAUUUUUAACUCUUGUAUUAUUGAACUGCUGUUCGCUAAGCAUGCUUUGAAAGCAAUAAUUGAACCCUUUUGACUA